AUGGACGCCCUCCGCUCCGCCCUCCAGCCCGUCACCCACAACCUCCCGGCCCCGAUCCGUGACCUCGGCGUCUCCAUCAUCGGCGAGCACUGCUACAAGUCCCUCCUCCUGGACAUCAAUGUCGAGGACACGGAAUGCAUCAAGCUUGGCCUCUCCAAGGGCAUUGGCCUGGGCAUCGUCGGCGUCUCGAGCAUCGUCAAGCUCCCGCAGAUCCGCAAGCUCACAUCGUCGCAGUCGGGCGAGGGCAUCUCCGUCCUCUCCUACCUCCUCGAGACCGUCUCGUACAUCAUCUCGCUGGCCUACAACUACCGCAACCAGUUCCCCUUCAGCACCUACGGCGAGACGGCGCUCAUCAUGGGCCAGAACGUCAUCAUCACCGUCCUCGUCCUCAACUACACCGGUCGCGCGGGCCUGGCCGCCGUGUUCGUGACGGCGCUGGCCGUGGCCGUCGCGACGCUGUUCAGCGGUGGUCUUGUCGACAUGCAGAAGCUGGGAUACCUGCAGGCCGGCGCCGGCGUAUUGAGCGUUGCUAGCAAGGUGCCUCAGAUCCUUGCGAUUUGGUCUGAGGGCGGUACUGGACAGCUCAGCGCUUUUGCCGUCUUCAACUACCUCCUCGGUUCCCUCUCCCGCAUCUUCACCACCAUCCAGGAGGUCGACGACAAGCUCAUCCUCUACAACUUCAUCGCCGGCUUCCUCCUCAACGCCGUUCUUGCGUCGCAGAUGGCCUACUACUGGAACGCUCCGUCCGCCAAGGCCAAGGGCAAGCAGAAGGUCCCCAUUGAGGCCAGCCCCAUCUCUUCCGGUUAUUCGACUGCGACGCCCAAGACCAAGGCGCCUACCACGCGCCGCCGCGGUUGA
Molecule: messenger RNA, 858 nt
Organism: Colletotrichum karsti
Lineage: Eukaryota; Fungi; Ascomycota; Sordariomycetes; Glomerellales; Glomerellaceae
Product: monosaccharide-p-dolichol utilization
Exons: 2
Coding region: 1-858 (285 amino acids)
Source: RefSeq, a predicted model, not a curated record